This is a messenger RNA of Nycticebus coucang (slow loris), 1144 nucleotides long. RefSeq names its product ADP ribosylation factor 3 (gene ARF3). Gene Ontology annotation, biological process: vesicle-mediated transport; intracellular protein transport. Gene Ontology annotation, cellular component: cytoplasm; plasma membrane. The coding region runs from base 341 to 886 and encodes 181 amino acids. Gene Ontology annotation, molecular function: GTP binding; GTPase activity. The transcript is spliced from 5 exons. NCBI's taxonomy places the organism in Eukaryota, Metazoa, Chordata, Mammalia, Primates, Lorisidae. The record is from RefSeq and is a predicted model, not a curated record.
CAGCUCUCGCGCGAUCAGGGAGGUGGGAAGUAUCUCAGGCUGGGGGUGGGGGUGCGCCGCACCGCUCUUGUAGCUGUCGCGGCUUCCGGUGCUAGGUGGAGGGGAGGAAGGAGGGAGCCGCGGAGCGGGCCAGGGGAGCAGCCGCGCUGAAGUCGGCUUGGGGAGCCAGAGGGAGCGAAGCGAGAGUCGCGUGGAAUUUGAAGGGCCGAGGCGGCGGCCGCUGCGGAGCAGCCGGGAGCUGGAACAGGAUCAAAUCCUCCAUACCAGGGACCAGGACAAAACCAGACACUUACUGCCUCCACUUGGGCCUCACUGUCUUCAAAACACAGCUGCUGUGAUCAUGGGCAAUAUCUUUGGAAACCUUCUCAAGAGCCUGAUUGGGAAGAAAGAGAUGCGCAUCCUGAUGGUGGGCCUGGAUGCUGCAGGAAAGACCACCAUUCUGUACAAGCUGAAACUGGGAGAGAUUGUUACUACCAUCCCUACUAUUGGCUUCAACGUGGAGACAGUGGAGUAUAAGAACAUCAGCUUUACAGUGUGGGAUGUGGGUGGCCAGGACAAGAUUCGACCCCUCUGGAGACACUACUUCCAGAACACCCAAGGGUUGAUAUUUGUUGUGGACAGCAAUGAUCGGGAGCGAGUAAAUGAGGCCCGGGAAGAGCUGAUGAGGAUGCUGGCUGAGGAUGAGCUCCGGGAUGCUGUGCUCCUUGUCUUUGCAAACAAACAGGAUCUGCCUAAUGCUAUGAAUGCUGCUGAGAUCACAGACAAGCUGGGCCUGCAUUCCCUGCGUCACCGCAACUGGUACAUUCAAGCCACCUGUGCCACCAGUGGGGACGGGCUGUACGAAGGCCUGGACUGGCUGGCCAAUCAGCUCAAAAACAAGAAGUGAGAGCCAGGCAGCCCUAUCCGAGCGCCCCAUCCACCCCUGACAUACCUGUUGAUUCCCCACUCCAGCCUUACCCCUUCCUUCCCAUUGCAAGCGUGGCCAGGGACCUGGGUGUCAUGUCCGCAUGCCCAGCAAGAGCCUUGCCCCCCCAGUUUCUCCUUCUGUCCCCUGUCCACCGACAUGACCAGUCCCCAUUUGCUGUCCUGUUGAUGAAUCAUUCCAAUUUAUUGGAUUUAAAACAAAAACAAGGUUGUUAUGGUU